This is a messenger RNA of Daphnia magna, 1965 nucleotides long. RefSeq names its product RNA-binding protein 28. Bases 54 to 1790 code for a protein of 578 amino acids. NCBI's taxonomy places the organism in Eukaryota, Metazoa, Arthropoda, Branchiopoda, Diplostraca, Daphniidae. The record is from RefSeq and is a predicted model, not a curated record. The transcript has 8 exons. Gene Ontology annotation, molecular function: RNA binding.
UCUGCUAGUGUAGUUCUGGUAUUAAAAAGACAAGCACGUGUAUCGUUUAAAAGAUGGACGAUCCUUCAAAUAAGAAGAAGUCUGUUGACAAUAAAGCCCACGUGUCAACGAAAAAGAAGCCCAACAAAAAAGGCAGGAUAAUUAUUCGCAAUUUGUCUUUUAAAGCAACAGAAGAGGCAGUUAAAAAUUGGUUCUUACAGUAUGGAGAAAUAACUGAUGUUAAACUACUAAAGAAACCAGAUGGUUCUUUGGUUGGUUGUGGCUUUGUCCAAUUUAAAACUGUUCCCUGUGCAUCAAAAGCUAUCAAGGAAUGCAAUGCAAAACCAUUUUUAGGAAGACCAAUUGCUGUUGACUGGGCCAUCCCUAAACAACAGUAUGCUACUCAGAAUAACAAAACUGAAGAUGUCCAGACACUAAAUGAGAAACCACUGGCUGAAAAUAAUGAAAAGAAAGAAAACCCUGAUGAAGAAAGUGAUGAUGAGGAAGAAGAAAAAGCUUCAGAUAUUAAUGCUGAGGAGGGCUCAGAUAGUGACACUGAGGAGAGCCCAGGUGAUGAUGAAAAUUUAAAUACAGAGAAAAAGAUUUGGAAGGGUGAUAGUGCUGAAGUAGAAAAGAAGAGUGAUGUAGGGGAAGGAAAGACACUGUUCAUUAGAAACUUGGACUUUACAACAACAAAAGAGUCUUUGAAAAAUUUCUUUGAAAAAUUUGGCAAUGUUCACUACGCUUUAUUGUGCAUGGAUAAGGUUAUGGAGCGGCCUAAAGGCACUGGAUUUGUGAAAUUCAGCGAGGCUGAAUCGGCUCAAAAAUGCUUAGACGAAUCUCGUAAUCCUUAUUUGCAAUUGGAUGGCCGCGUUUUAGACGUUGUUCUCGCAGUUACCCGAGAAGACCUAGAAAACAAAAAACAGGAGGCUGAAAAGAAAGAACAUAAGGAUAAGAGAAAUCUGUUUCUUGCUCGCGAAGGAUUCAUUAGACCCGGAACUUUAGCCGCCCAAGGAGUUUCUCCAACUGAUAUGGCAAAGAGGCAACAAAACGAGCUUUGGAAAAAACAAAUGCUUCGAAAUCUCCACAUGUUCAUUUCGCGUGAACGUCUCUGUGUUCACAAUUUACCACCGUCGCUUUCAGAUCAACAGUUGGCAAAACUUUUCAAAAAGCAUUCCUCUCCGGAUGCGAAAAUUGUAGAGGCACGGGUUAUGCGAGAUAUGAAAAUUUUUGGCGAAGGAAAUAUACACCCUUCUAAGGGGUAUGGCUUUGUAACGUUCACGAAACACGAAGACGCACUACUCGCACUGCGUAACAUUAACAACAAUCCAACUUUGUUUUCAAAAGAUAAGCGUCCCAUUGUCGAGUUCAGCGUGGAAAACCGUGCUGCUGUAAAAGCCAAACAAAACCGUGUACAAAAAAGUCUGGAAAACGUUAAAAAAGGAAAGAAUGACAAAAUCAUGCCAAAUAUCGCGUCUACCGUUGAUUUGCCUGUGCAAGAGUAUAGUGGUGCCAAAGCCGAUCCUAAAAUAAAAGGACUGCCGUCGCAUCGAGGACCUAAAAUUCGACAUCGCAAACGUAGCGCACCUGAAGCAGAUAGUGUCCCGGCGAAGAAACCGAAAAUUCGAAGGAAAAUGUUCAAGAAUCCUGAAAGCCGCAAAGCGUCAACCAAAAAGGAAAGGCCGGAGGGCGUUGGUUCCAAAACAAAGGCCGUGAAGAAGAAAACUGAUACACAUCGAAGUAGUGGUACUACUUCUAAAGUAACAAAAGCUACUAUUGCUGGAAAGAAAGGCAAAUGGUUUGAUUCGUAAGUUUUAACUAUGAAUAAAUUGUUGACAAGUCAAUUUACUUUUUUUGCUGUGCUUGUGAACUGUUUCUCUUGUUACAAGCGGAAGGCGGCUGGUGUUUAGAAACCAUUUGUAUUCCGAUAAGCUUGUCGCGUAAUUUACAGAAGUGUGACAACAUACACGUAAUUUUUUUUCUUCA